GCCAAAGAUGAUACACCGUGUGAAUUGCUCGUCUAUGGCCGUUCACCAAUGAUUGCAUGUUCCCACUCUCCACUUCCGAGCAUCCAUCCCAUCAUAGAUUCUCCCAUCUCACACCCUGAUCCUCACUCACUUCCAAGCACAAACAACAAGCACUCCAUAUCCUCGAGUCAUUCAUGGUCUUCUUUGUGAAUCCGGAACCCCCCUGAACAUUCUGUAAGGUUCACACGCCAUUUCACUCCCAACGAUGCUCCCCAACAUUGAUGCGGCCAUCCUCGAGGCCCUAGGCCUCGAAGCAACUAGCUCAAAGCUAGUAUCUCACGGAGGCUCAGGUUUCUCUUCCACAUACAAGCUAAUGGCCACCAAAGACGGCCAAGAGCUCACUUUCUUCAUCAAGACCGGCACCGGCCCCAACGCCGAGCUCAUGUUUCGAGGCGAGCACGCCUCCCUCAACGCCCUCCACGCGGCCGACCCCUCCCUACACCUCGCCCCGCGCUCCCACGCGCACGGCGCCCUACACAGCUCACCGGGCAAGUUCUUCCUGGCGACCGACUUCCUGGACAUGCGAUCGACCGCAUCAGGCGGCACCGGCCUCUCGCUCGCAGCCAAGCUGGCGCGGCUGCACACCACGACGGCGGCGGCACCGGUGCCGGAGGGCUUCGCGCGGCCGGCGUACGGCUUCCCCGUGCCGACGUGCUGCGGCGCGACGCGCCAGGACAACGCCUGGACCGAGUCGUGGGCCGACUUCUACGCCGAGCGCCGGCUGCGCGCCGUGCUGGCCGAGGGGGCGCGCAGGAACGGUCGGGACCGGGAGCUGGCCGAUGCGGUGGGCAAGGUGGCGGGCGUGGUGGUGCCGCGGUUGCUUGGGGAUGGCCAUCUGAAGGGGGCGAGGCCCGUGCUGGUGCAUGGGGACUUGUGGAGUGGGAAUCAUGGGCGGGCGAGGAUUGCCGGCAAGGGAGGGGUUGAGGAGGUCGUGUUUGACCCGGCCUGUGUGUAUGGGCAUUCUGAGUAUGAGCUGGGGAUUAUGCGCAUGUUUGGGGGGUUUGGGAGCGCGUUCUGGAGGGAGUAUGAGAGCUUGGUUCCAAAGGCCGAGCCGAAGGAGGAGUGGGACGACCGGAUUGCGUUGUAUGAACUAUACCAUCACCUCAACCACUACGCGUUAUUUGGCGGGGGGUAUCGGAGUGGCGCCAUGUCCAUCAUGCAGAAGUUGAUUUCAAAGUAUGGGGACGCCUCUGACUAGAGCGACGAGACGGAUCUGGGGGGUGUACGCUAGGGGCUGUUCUUGUCACGAAAUGUAGUGUCAUGCCACACGCCAACAACAAAUGAUGAGGCAUGAUCGAACAAUUAGGU
Messenger RNA from Chaetomium fimeti, 1347 nucleotides. Its product is annotated as Fructosamine/Ketosamine-3-kinase. The record is from RefSeq and is a predicted model, not a curated record. The coding region runs from base 245 to 1237 and encodes 330 amino acids. The transcript has 4 exons. NCBI's taxonomy places the organism in Eukaryota, Fungi, Ascomycota, Sordariomycetes, Sordariales, Chaetomiaceae.